This is a messenger RNA of Penicillium atrosanguineum, 1059 nucleotides long. RefSeq names its product sterol desaturase family protein. The record is from RefSeq and is a predicted model, not a curated record. Bases 1 to 1059 code for a protein of 352 amino acids. Lineage: Eukaryota; Fungi; Ascomycota; Eurotiomycetes; Eurotiales; Aspergillaceae. Gene Ontology annotation, molecular function: C-4 methylsterol oxidase activity; iron ion binding. The transcript has a single exon. Gene Ontology annotation, biological process: ergosterol biosynthetic process.
AUGUCGACCCAGACGACGACCGCUAAGCGGAACCCCGCGGACUCUAUGGUGUCUACCUGGCGCCAUGACCGAUCUCAGUGGCAGGUAUGGCACUGGAUGGUUGAACUUCUUGGUUUGCACCUCGUGGAUCUUGAAGGGGAAGUGCCAGUCUUCUCCAAGAAAGAGAAAAUUCACGCCGUCCAGGAAUGGACACUCCAUCUGUGGAUCCUCUUACACGCGGCGAUCCCACUCGUGCUUCACCACGCAUAUACAACCUAUACCGGUAACAACCUCAGCCUGCUCGCCGCCUUCGCAUUAUAUUCGAGCGCAUUCAAACUGAACGGGAUCCACGAAAUGCACAUUAUGCGCCGCCUAGGUCAACGCUAUGGCUUUUUGGAUGGGGACAAGCAUCCACGCGACGAUAUUCCCGAUGUUGGUGUUGGCAAGGUGAUCCGAGAACUCAUGUCCACUUCGACAUUCCGCAUGAUAAUGGCCAUCUAUCUUACCUACCAGCCAAGUGAGACUCCGGCAACAAUGGAAUGGAAAUGGCUACCUUUGGAGAUAGGCCUCUACAGCAUCACGGUAGACUUUUGGUUCUACUGGUAUCACCGUUUGAUGCACUCGGUGGGACCAUUGUGGAAGUUCCACCGUAGGCACCACCUGACAAAGCAUCCCAAUCCCUUGCUCUCUGCCUACGCGGAUCACGAGCAAGAAUUUAUGGAUAUCACUGGCAUCCCGCUUCUUGCAUACACCACUUUAAAGAUUCUUGGUCUACCUAUGGGAUUUUAUGAGUGGUGGAUCUGCUUCCAAUAUAUUGCGUUCUCGGAAUUUAUCGGACACAGCGGUCUCCGAAUCCAUGGCGGUGCGCCCUCUACUUUCAACUGGUUGCUGGAACUCUUCGAUGCGGAGUUGGUGAUUGAGGACCACGACCUUCAUCACCGGUAUGGAUGGAGAAAAAGCCACAACUAUGGCAAGCAGACUCGGCUUUGGGAUAGGAUAUUUGGGACUUGUCAUGAUCGCAUUGAGAGCGUCAAAGACAACGUCGAUUACACCAAUCGUGUUACUAUGCCUCUAAUUUGA